Messenger RNA from Hemibagrus wyckioides, 4558 nucleotides. Its product is annotated as glutamate receptor ionotropic, kainate 2-like. Gene Ontology annotation, cellular component: presynaptic membrane; kainate selective glutamate receptor complex; postsynaptic membrane. Gene Ontology annotation, molecular function: transmitter-gated monoatomic ion channel activity involved in regulation of postsynaptic membrane potential; kainate selective glutamate receptor activity. Bases 317 to 3064 code for a protein of 915 amino acids. The record is from RefSeq and is a predicted model, not a curated record. The transcript is spliced from 16 exons. NCBI's taxonomy places the organism in Eukaryota, Metazoa, Chordata, Actinopteri, Siluriformes, Bagridae. Gene Ontology annotation, biological process: monoatomic ion transport; modulation of chemical synaptic transmission; synaptic transmission, glutamatergic.
AAACUCUCUCUCUCUCUCUCUCUCUCUCUAACACACUAACACACACACACACACGCUCCACAUCCCCCUCCUCUUCCUUGGGCCUCCGGAUCCACUCCGGAUUUUUCACUGUCACAGAUGGAGGUCGCGCGUGUUCCCGGUGUGGAGACGGCGAGCACUGAGUGAAUCGGUGUGGAGGACGUGUGCGACCAUGCCGUAAUGUUUCCGCUACGUCAAGAGCCUUUAUAGCGACACACACAGACACGCACGCACAAGCGCGCGUGGAGGUCUUCGCUUGUUUCCACCUGUAAGAUGGAAGAGAAACAGCAGCAAUAAGAUGGGCAGAAUCAGCGCGCGCGUAACUGCUCGGAUUGUCGUUUUCCCACCGAGACUAUUAUUGCUAGUGCCGCUGUUGCUGCUCGCGCUCUACACAGGCUGCAGUCACGCCAUGCCGCACGUCCUGAGAUUCGGAGGGAUUUUUGAGUCUAUUGAGAGUGGCCCUUCAGGUGCUGAGGAACUGGCCUUCAAAUUUGCACUGAACACCAUCAACAGGAACCGGACCCUGCUGCCCAACACCACGCUCACCUACGACAUCCAGAGGAUCAAUGUCUUUGACAGCUUCGAGGCCUCAAGGAAAGCAGCUUGUGAGCAACUCUCUUUAGGUGUUGCAGCCAUAUUUGGACCAUCUCACAGUUCCUCAGCCAAUGCAGUGCAGUCCAUCUCCAAUGCCCUAGGAGUACCACAUAUCCAGACCAGAUGGAAACACCAAGUUUCAGAUAAUCGCGAUUCAUACUACGUCAGUCUCUAUCCUGACUUCUCCUCCCUCAGCCGCGCCAUCCUGGAGCUGGUUUAUUUCUUCAGGUGGGAGACAGUUACAGUGGUGUACGACGACAGCACGGGUUUGAUUCGUCUGCAGGAGCUGAUCAAAGCUCCCUCCAGAUACAACAUCCGCCUGAAAAUCCGCCAGCUCCCUGCAGAGACUAAGGAUGCCAAACCACUUCUUAAAGAGAUGAAAAAAGCGAAAGAGUUUCACGUCAUCUUUGACUGUGGCCAUGAGAUGGCUGCAUGGAUACUCAAGCAGGCUCUCUCUAUGGGGAUGAUGACAGAGUAUUAUCACUACAUCUUCACAACACUGGAUUUGUUUGCAUUAGACAUGGAGCCGUAUCGCUUCAGCGGCGUGAACAUGACCGGCUUUCGGAUCCUAAACACGGAGAGUGCGCAGGUGUCUUCGAUCGUAGAAAAGUGGUCCAUGGAGAGACUUCAGGCGCCUCCGAAGCCCGACUCAGGACUGCUGGAUGGAUUCAUGACGACAGAUGCAGCUCUGAUGUAUGAUGCAGUGCAUGUUGUAGCAGUAGCUGUGCAGCAGGCGCAGCAGAUCACUGUGAGCUCUCUACAGUGCAACCGACACAAACCCUGGCGCCUCGGUGGGAGGUUCAUGAGCCUCAUUAAAGAGGCUUCGUGGGACGGUCUGACCGGACGAGUUCUCUUUAACAAAACCAAUGGCUUGAGAACAGAAUUUGAUUUAGAUGUGAUCAGUCUGAAGGAGGAAGGACUGGAAAAGAUUGGCACAUGGGAACCUCUGAAUGGCUUAAACAUAACAGAGCAACACAAGAGUAAAGGGGUCAAUGUUACAAAUGCUUUGUUCAACAAAUCACUGAAGGUUGCCACUAUUCUGGAAGAACCCUAUGUGAUGUUUAAAAAGUCGGAUAAGCCUCUCUGUGGCAAUGACCGCUUCGAGGGCUUUUGCGUGGACUUGCUGCGUGAGCUCGCCGCUAUUCUAGGAUUCCGUUAUGAGAUCCAGUUGGUGGAGGACGGGAAGUAUGGAGCAGUAGAAGAGAGCACAGGCCAGUGGAACGGCAUGGUGCGAGAACUUAUAGACCAUAAAGCAGAUCUGGCAGUGGCUCCCUUGGCGAUAACAUAUGUGAGGGAGAAGGUGAUCGAUUUUUCAAAGCCCUUCAUGACUCUUGGCAUCAGCAUCCUGUACCGCAAACCCAAUGGCACAAACCCUGGCGUCUUCUCCUUCCUCAAUCCCCUUUCCCCUGAUAUCUGGAUGUAUAUUCUGCUGGCUUGCUUGGGUGUCAGUUGUGUGCUGUUUGUCAUAGCCAGGUUCAGCCCAUAUGAGUGGUAUAAUCCUCAUCCCUGUAACCCUGACUCUGACAUGGUGGAGAAUAACUUCACUCUGCUAAAUAGUUUCUGGUUCGGAGUUGGGGCUCUCAUGCAACAAGGGUCUGAACUGAUGCCCAAGGCUCUGUCUACCAGAAUAGUUGGAGGAAUCUGGUGGUUCUUUACCUUGAUCAUCAUUUCAUCAUACACAGCAAACCUCGCUGCCUUCCUCACUGUGGAGAGAAUGGAGUCUCCUAUUGACUCAGCUGAUGACCUGGCUAAGCAGACCAAGAUCCCCUAUGGUGUAGUUGAAGAUGGAUCUACCAUGACAUUCUUCAAGAAGACAAAGAUCUCUACUUAUGAUAAGAUGUGGGAGUUCAUGAACAGCAGGAGGCAAUCUGUGAUGGUAAAGAGUGUAGAAGAGGGCAUCCAGCGAGUGCUGACUUCUGACUAUGCAUUCCUCAUGGAGUCCACCACAAUUGAGUUUGUCACUCAGCGCAACUGUAAUCUCACCCAGAUUGGAGGCCUCAUCGAUUCCAAAGCCUAUGGAGUGGGAACACCUAUGGGCUCUCCUUACCGAGAUAAGAUCACUAUAGCGAUCUUGCAGUUGCAAGAAGAAGGGAAGCUUCACAUGAUGAAGGAGAAAUGGUGGCGAGGAAAUGGUUGUCCGGAAGAGGAAAGCAAAGAGGCGAGUGCACUGGGAGUGCAAAACAUCGGGGGUAUCUUCAUCGUGCUGGCUGCAGGCUUGGUCCUCUCUGUUUUUGUGGCUGUGGGGGAAGUGCUAUACAAGUCCAAACAGAAUGCACAGAUGGAGAAGCGAUCGUUUUGUAGUGCCAUGGUGGACGAGCUAACAGUGUCUCUGAAGUGCCAGCGGAGACUCAAGCAAAAACCUCAGCCUCCCACCAUUGUCAAAACUGAGGAAGUGAUAAACAUGCAUACCUUCAAUGACAGAAGACUGCCAGGAAAAGAGACCAUGGCUUGAGGGUCAUCACUUCCCUGCCUCUCUCCCCUCUCAGGGAGGUGUGAGAAAGUGUGGGGCAAGAGAGAGAGCCUGGGGCAGGAAUCAAUUCCGCAAUGCCUUUGGGUCCACCUGGACCAACCCAGCUCUCGUCCUCAGAGAUGUUUCCUGUGGAAAUCCAGAUACCUGGGCAAAAUAGAUCUGUAAACCUUUACGGAACUGCAUAGCAAAUAUAUCAGCUUAAAGUCUCUUGCUAUGCCUCACACUGUUAGGAACAUAAGAAUGAGAUUUUACUACUUGUUCUUACUGUACCAAUAUCCAUUCCAGUAGAUGUUCCACAUCUCCCUGGAUGGAGAGCCUCAGAGUUUGAAUAAUACCAUUUUAUAAUAGUUCCAUUUAUCAAAUUCAGUUUGUGUUAUGUCUGUUUUUAACCCUGAUUUCUGUAUAAAAAAUGAAGAGGACUUUGAAUGGGACUUUGAAAAAAUUGACAUUGAAUGUGUAUGAAAGUUGUUUAGGCAAAAGCAACUUUUUAGCUAAACAUACCCUAAGCUACAGUGGCCUCAAACUGCAAAAUGCAUUAACGAACCAAAAACACAACAUUACUGCUGGAAACACACUCGUUUUACAUGGUGUCUGAGAUCAUAUAUAUUUCACCAGUAUGUUUUCCAGUUAGUUAAGUUUAUUAUGAUAUUAGAGUAACAGGAUUAGUGUAGAAUUAAUUCUUGCUUUUGUUUGACCCAGCUUUCUUUAGGGGGGGUUUCAGUAUUUCUAAGAAUAGCUUACAACUCCAGGGUUGGGGGUUUGAUUUCGACCUCUGGCCAUGUGUCUGAGGAGUUUGCAUGUUCUCCUUGUGCAUCAGGGGUUCCCUCUGGAAACACCAGUCCAAAGACAUGCUUUAUGGGCUGAUUGGCAUCUCUAAAUUGGCUCGAGGUUCCCCAUGAUCCACUAGGAUUAGCAGUAUACAGAAUGGAUGGAUGGAUGGAUGGCUGGCUGGCUGGCUGGAUGGUUGGAUGGAUGGAUGGAAGCAUCAGUAAGCUCAUAAUUCCUCUUACUGUAAACUUCUAGCUUUUCAUUUUCCACAUUUGUUUUCAAACUAAUGCACACUGUAGUAACAAGCAUGUGAUGUUUAAUACGGAACUACUGUUUUUGUUUUUGGUUAAUGCUGGCCUGUUUUUGGUUUUGCUGCCAUGUUUACGCAUUUGUUUUUCAGGUUGUUGUGAUUUCUGAUUUGUUGUCCGUGUUUUUUGGUUUGUUAAUAUGUUUUGCACUUACAGGACACUGUACUAGCUAUUCGUGAGCUACACCUUGUAUGUUUAGUCGUCUUCAGACAUGGGAAAAGCUAAUAAAUAAGUAUGUCCUGAGAGAUUUCUGGCUGACACAAAAGAUUGUAAAACAGCAAAUGUUGUAGUUGUUGUAUGAACUAAACGGACAAUUGAAGCUUAAAUUUGAUUGUAAUUUGACUGCUUUUUUUCACUGGCAUGAAUGGAAACAUCAUAAAAUUGUACUGGAAUCUUUUCA